CACGUGUGAAGGGUGGGUCUUCCCAAACCGUGGCGCCAUGGCUCUCCUUACUGAGUCACAGGCACUCUGAAGAUGGAUAACAAUAACAACUAACUAUCACACAAAUACACUCUCUGUCUGAGAGAGAGAGAGAUGGCGAUGGCAAUGGCGCUUCGGAGGCUCUCAUCUUCCAUAGACAAACCUCUCCGCCCUCUCUUCAAUGCCACUUCCGUUUGCUACAAGUCAUCGUUGCCUGAUGAAGCUGUCUACGACAAAGAGAGACCAGGAGUUACAUGGCCAAAGCAAUUGAAUGCCCCGCUUGAGGUUGUUGAUCCUCAGAUUGCUGAUAUAAUUGAGCUCGAAAAAGCUAGGCAAUGGAAGGGGCUUGAACUGAUACCGUCAGAGAAUUUCACUUCAGUCUCUGUAAUGCAAGCUGUUGGCUCAGUCAUGACUAACAAGUACAGUGAAGGAUAUCCUGGUGCAAGAUAUUAUGGUGGAAAUGAGUACAUUGAUAUGGCAGAAAGACUAUGUCAGAAGCGUGCCCUCGAGGCAUUUAGGUUGGAUCCAGCUAAAUGGGGAGUGAACGUUCAGCCUCUAUCUGGGUCUCCUUCAAAUUUUCAAGUUUAUACUGCAUUGCUAAAACCUCAUGACAGAAUCAUGGCACUUGAUCUUCCUCAUGGUGGACAUCUUUCUCAUGGAUACCAGACUGACACCAAAAAGAUUUCUGCAGUCUCGAUUUUUUUUGAGACAAUGCCAUAUAGAUUGAAUGAAAGCACAGGAUACAUUGACUAUGACCAGAUGGAAAACAUGGCUAAACUCUUCAGGCCAAAAUUAAUUGUUGCUGGAGCCAGUGCUUAUGCACGCCUGUAUGAUUAUGCACGUGUACGCAAGGUGUGCGACAAACAGAAAGCUAUACUGUUGGCAGAUAUGGCACACAUCAGUGGAUUGGUUGCAGCUGGUGUUAUCCCAUCACCUUUUGAUUAUGCAGAUGUAGUGACUACCACCACUCACAAGUCACUUCGUGGCCCCCGUGGAGCUAUGAUAUUCUUCAGGAAGGGAGUUAAAGAAACUAACAAACAAGGACAGGAGGUGUUGUAUGACUACGAGGACCGAAUCAACCAAGCUGUCUUCCCAGGACUGCAAGGUGGUCCGCACAACCACACCAUUACUGGUUUGGCUGUUGCAUUGAAGCAGGCUACAACUCCAGAGUAUAGGGCAUAUCAAGAGCAAGUUCUCAGCAAUUGUUCAAAAUUUGCACAGGCUCUUAGUGAGAGAGGCUAUGAGCUGGUUUCCGGUGGAACUGAGAAUCAUCUUGUUUUGGUGAAUCUUAAGAACAAGGGAAUUGAUGGCUCCAGAGUUGAGAAGGUGUUGGAAGCUGUUCAUAUUGCAGCAAAUAAAAACACUGUUCCUGGAGAUGUCUCUGCUAUGGUUCCUGGUGGCAUCAGGAUGGGAACGCCUGCCCUUACUUCUAGGGGAUUUGUUGAGGAGGAUUUUGUCAAGGUAGCGGAGUUUUUUGAUGCAGCAGUAAAAUUGGCUGUGAAGAUAAAGGCAGAGAGCAAAGGAACGAAAUUGAAGGACUUUAUGGCCACAAUCGAGUCAUCUUCAACCUUUCAGGCAGAGAUUGCAAAGCUCCGCCACGAUGUUGAAGAGUAUGCAAAGCAAUUUCCAACCAUUGGUUUCGAUAAAGCAACCAUGAAAUACAAAGAUUGAGGAGAGAAAAUGUUCCAAUAGGUCACACCGUGGUCUUAUUGGCAUGCAAUUCAAGAUGAUCAGUUUCUUGAUUCAUGUUACAGGACGCUAAGAGGAUAACAUAUAAAAUUUAGUCUAUGUAUGAAUCUAGAAAAACUUGAUCAUUAUCUUCUUGAAAUGUAUCAAUGCAUAUCAUAUGUAAUAAAGGCUUCAACUACAAAAUUUCCAGAAUAGAUGCUUGUUGACA
Molecule: messenger RNA, 1915 nt
Organism: Arachis duranensis
Lineage: Eukaryota; Viridiplantae; Streptophyta; Magnoliopsida; Fabales; Fabaceae
Product: serine hydroxymethyltransferase, mitochondrial
Exons: 16
Coding region: 133-1689 (518 amino acids)
Biological process (GO): folic acid metabolic process; tetrahydrofolate interconversion; L-serine catabolic process
Cellular component (GO): cytoplasm
Molecular function (GO): serine binding; zinc ion binding; cobalt ion binding
Source: RefSeq, a predicted model, not a curated record